UCGAUGCUAUGUUUUCUAGACGCUCAUUUUAUACUGUACUAGCAAUGUCCAAGCACGAAUGGCUUUUUACCAAAGCCAACAAACCUUCAGACACCAAGUUACCUUCUUUAGGCCACAGCAUAUCGUUCCACGGCCAAACAGCAUCAACUCGUGCAAAGCAAGUCAUCAAAAGGCCACGAGCGACGACGGCCGCUGCUUGUGGCGUUUCUAGAGCAAGUGUGAGUACGUGUAGAGACGGAGUGAGUGAAUUAAGUAGAAGGUUCAGUCACAUGACGAUCAGAGAGACAAAAACGCAAGCGGGAAGGAGAUUUUUGAACCAACAGAGAAUGAAGAGUGAAGAAGGAUUGAAGAAGAGACAGCCUGACUUGCAGGACAUAGCACGAAUGUUGAAAGGUGGUCACUACCAUCAUGUGAUUGUAAUGGUUGGUGCUGGUAUCAGCACAGCCAGUGGCAUACCAGAUUUCCGGACACCGGGCACUGGUUUGUAUGACAAUUUGAAGAAAUACAAGAUCCCAUACCCAACAGCCAUCUUCGAACUCAAUUUUUUCCUCUUUAAUCCAAAGCCAUUUUUCUGUCUGGCUAAGGAGCUGUAUCCCGGACGGUACAAACCAAAUGUUAUUCACUACUUUCUUAAACUGCUGGAUGCGAAGGGAAUGCUGUUGAGAGCUUGGACACAGAAUAUUGAUGGAUUAGAGAGAUUGGCUGGCCUUCCAUCUAAGAGGUUGGUUGAAGCACAUGGCACGUUUUCUACAGCUUCAUGCACACGUUGUGGGAAGAUACAGGAUGCGACUAAAGUCCAGAGUCUCAUAAUGGAAGACAAGGUACCACGCUGUGACUGCACAAAGCGAGGUAUCUGCAAGCCAGGUAUUGUAUUCUUUGGUGAGGAUUUGCCUCUCAAGUUUUACAGCCUUCAACGACGAGACUUUCAAGCGUGCGAUUUACUUCUUAUUAUGGGCACGUCACUAGAGGUAGAGCCAUUUGCUGGUCUUGUCAAUGCAGUUCGAUAUCAUGUUCCUCGUGUUCUUUUCAAUCGUGACCUUGUUGGUCCAUUCAGUGAACGUCGUAAACGUCCAUCGGAUGUCGUGUGUCGUGGAGACCUAACAGAGUCAAUAUACAAACUUGUAGACUUGCUUGGAUGGACAGAAGACUUAGAAUUAGUCAUGAAGGAAGCACAAGCAAGUCAAGCUGUUGAGUCUUCAAUAGAUACUGACAAAUGCAAUGGCUUCCACUCACAACAGAAUGAAAAUUAAUUAACAACAUUGGAUAUUUAUUAUUGCAUUCUUAUUUAUUAGAUUUUAUCACAUUGAUAUGCUUGUUUAAUAAUACAUUUUUACGUUUAUUAUUUUGAUAUUUUGCUGGACACGAAUAUACUAAGUGUAAUGUGUGGGCUA
Molecule: messenger RNA, 1391 nt
Organism: Corticium candelabrum
Lineage: Eukaryota; Metazoa; Porifera; Homoscleromorpha; Homosclerophorida; Plakinidae
Product: NAD-dependent protein deacetylase sirtuin-3-like
Exons: 6
Coding region: 9-1250 (413 amino acids)
Cellular component (GO): nucleus
Molecular function (GO): histone deacetylase activity, NAD-dependent; NAD+ binding
Source: RefSeq, a predicted model, not a curated record